Molecule: messenger RNA, 1219 nt
Organism: Mollisia scopiformis
Lineage: Eukaryota; Fungi; Ascomycota; Leotiomycetes; Helotiales; Mollisiaceae
Product: putative endo-polygalacturonase
Exons: 5
Biological process (GO): pectin catabolic process
Cellular component (GO): extracellular region
Molecular function (GO): polygalacturonase activity
Source: RefSeq, a predicted model, not a curated record
ACAUGGUCCAAUUACUUCAAGCGCUCGGGCUGGCUCUCAGCACCGCAUCUGUGCUUGUUUCUGCUAUUCCUAUGCCAACAGCUGCCCCUGAUCUUGCAAACGCUGCUGCUCUCCACAAGCGUGCAUCCUGCACAUUUACUGCUGCUUCUGCAGCCAGCAAGUCCAAGGCUGACUGUGCUACCAUCAUCCUUGAUGGUAUCACUGUUCCCUCAGGAACAACGCUUGACCUGACAGAUCUGACCGAAGGCACAUCAGUUAUCUUCGAAGGAACGACGACAUGGGAAUAUGAGGAAUGGAGUGGUCCUCUGUUCUCUGUCUCCGGCACCGAUAUCAAGGUAUCGGGUGCUUCCGGCCAUGAGCUAAACGGUAAUGGCGCUUUAUGGUGGGAUGGUGAAGGAAGCAAUGGAGGCAAGACUAAGCCAAAGUUCUUCUACGCCCACAGUCUCAAAGGAACAUCUUCAAUUACCGGUCUCAACAUCAAGAACACCCCAGUCCAAUGCUUCUCUAUCGAUUCGUCAGAGGGCCUUACCAUCUCUGAUGUUACCUUCGAUAAUUCUGCUGGAGAUACUGAUGAUCUGGGCCACAACACUGAUGCAUAUGAUGUAGGCGACUCAUCCGACAUCACAAUUUCAGGUGCCAUAGUGAAGAACCAAGAUGACUGCCUUGCCAUCAACUCGGGAACCAGCAUCACCUUCACUGGCGGAACUUGCUCAGGAGGCCACGGUCUCUCUAUCGGCUCUGUUGGUGGACGCGAUGACAACACUGUCGAAACAGUCCUCAUCGAGAGCUCAUCCGUCACCGACUCCGAGAACGGCAUCCGCAUCAAGACCGUCUCUGGAGCCACCGGUUCUGUUUCCGGCGUAACUUUCAAAUCCAUCACCAUGUCGGGCAUCUCCGACUAUGGUAUUGUCUUCGAGCAAGAUUACGAGAACGGUAGCCCAACCGGCACCCCAACCGACGGAGUCCCCAUCACCGGUCUCACCGUCGAAGACGUAACCGGCACGGUUGACUCGGAUGCAACGAAUAUUUAUAUCCUGUGUGCUUCUGGAGCAUGCUCAGACUGGACUUGGUCUGGCGUCUCUAUCACUGGCGGCAAGACGAGCAGCGCUUGUGAGAAUGUACCCUCGGGAGCCUCAUGCUAAGAGGCGGGAAAGCAGUCCGGAGCUGCAUCGAGAUAAAUUGUGGACAGUGCUCACAGGAGAAGGUCUUGAAGGACCGG